GUCUGUGAGUGGGGGGAUCUCUGGUUUCAGCCUAGGUCUGCCUUUGGUCCCAGAGAUGUGUGAAGCUUAAGCAAAAGGUUCCAAUGAUCCAGUUCUCCUUCCUGCUGUUACUCAUUGAGGCCACCAGAGGCUGCAGCGCGGAGGCGGCCAGUACCUCCUCCAAGGAAUGGACUUGCUCCUCUCCGUCCCCAUCUCUGCCCAGAAGCUGCAAGGAAAUCAAAGAGAAGUGCCACAGUGCACGUGACGGCCUGUAUUUCCUCCGCACCGAGAAUGGUGUCAUCUACCAGACCUUCUGUGACAUGACCUCAGGGGGCGGCGGCUGGACCCUGGUGGCCAGCGUGCAUGAGAACAACAUGCAUGGGAAGUGUACACUGGGCGACCGCUGGUCCAGCCAGCAGGGAAACAGAGCAGACUACCCGGAGGGGGACGGCAACUGGGCCAACUACAACACCUUCGGGUCUGCAGAGGCAGCCACAAGUGAUGACUACAAGAACCCGGGCUACUACGACAUCCAGGCUGAGGACCUGGGCAUCUGGCACGUGCCCAACAGGACCCCCCUGCAGCAGUGGAGAAACAGCUCUCUGCUGAGGUACCACACCAACACCGGCUUCUUCCAGAGACUGGGACACAAUCUGCUUGGCCUCUACCAGAAAUAUCCAGUGAAAUACGGAGAAGGAAAGUGUUGGACUGACAACGGCCCAGCCAUCCCUGUGGUCUAUGAUUUUGGUGACGCCCAGAAAACGGCAUCUUAUUACUCACCCUUUGGCCAGAAGGAAUUCACUGCCGGAUUUGUUCAGUUCAGGGUAUUUAAUAAUGAGAGAGCAGCCAACGCCUUGUGUGCUGGAAUGAGGGUCACGGGAUGCAACACUGAGCACCACUGCAUUGGCGGAGGAGGAUUCUUCCCUGAGGCCAAUCCCUUGCAGUGUGGGGAUUUUUCUAGCUUUGACUGGAAUGGAUAUGGAACUCAUAUCAGUUCCAGCAACAGCCGGGAGAUAACGGAGGCAACUGUGCUUCUGUUCUACCGUUGAGAGCGUCGUGGCAUAGGGCCCAGAUUUUUCCCAACCGGAGAUCCCAGGGACGGGAACAGCAUAUCUAGUGACUGGAAUACUGAUGGCAGAGGAAAAGAGAAUAAAGCAUACUG
Molecule: messenger RNA, 1141 nt
Organism: Carlito syrichta (Philippine tarsier)
Lineage: Eukaryota; Metazoa; Chordata; Mammalia; Primates; Tarsiidae
Gene: ITLN1
Product: intelectin 1
Exons: 8
Coding region: 84-1028 (314 amino acids)
Molecular function (GO): oligosaccharide binding
Source: RefSeq, a predicted model, not a curated record